This is a messenger RNA of Carassius gibelio (silver crucian carp), 1477 nucleotides long. RefSeq names its product tripartite motif-containing 13. Gene Ontology annotation, biological process: positive regulation of macroautophagy; positive regulation of canonical NF-kappaB signal transduction; innate immune response. The record is from RefSeq and is a predicted model, not a curated record. NCBI's taxonomy places the organism in Eukaryota, Metazoa, Chordata, Actinopteri, Cypriniformes, Cyprinidae. Gene Ontology annotation, molecular function: zinc ion binding. The transcript has a single exon. Bases 1 to 1215 code for a protein of 404 amino acids.
AUGGAGCUCUUGGAGGAGGAUCUCACAUGCCCAAUAUGCUGCUGUCUUUUCGAGGACCCGAGAGUUCUGCCGUGCUCUCACAGCUUCUGCAAGAAGUGUCUCGAGGGCAUCCUGGACGGUAACCGGGGCCCUGCAUGGAGACCACCGUUCAAAUGUCCGACCUGUCGAAAGGAGACCGUGCACAACGGUAUCGCGAGCUUGCAAGUCAAUUACUCCCUACGUGGCAUCGUGGAGAAGUACAACAGGAUUCGAGUGAUGCCGAGGAUGUCGCUCUGCCGAGUUCACAGCGGACAGCCGCUCAACAUCUUCUGCGCCACGGAUCUGAAGCUCAUCUGUGGUUUUUGCGCCACGACAGGUGAUCAUAAAGGACACAAGUUUUGCGCGCUGGAGGAGGCGUAUGAACGCGAGAAGCUCGCGUUUGAGGAGUUGUUUCGUGUCGUGGAGGGCUGGAGGGGUGAGGAGGUGCAUUCGUGCCUGGAAUCGUUAGAGGGAGCGAAGAGGAAAGCGCUGGAGAGGGUCUCGCGGGACGCGGAUCGAGUCUCGGAGUACUUUGAAAAACUUUUGCGCACGCUGGAGCACAAACGGAGCGAGAUCCUCUCGGACUUGGAGACCCUGAAGCUCGCGGUCAUGCAGACCUUUGACCCCGAGAUCAACCAGCUCCGUUCUGCGCUCGAGGAGCAGCGGCGCGCGCUCAGCAUCGCCGAAUCCUUCCGGUCGCUCUCCGACCCACUCACUUUCCUCCAGCAGAUGCAGGACUUAAGAGAUAAGCUUCGCGUCAUUCAGGGAACACCGCUGCCGUCGCGGACAGACGUGGAUGUGGGUUUGCUUGGCCUGCAGAGCUUCGAUGUGAAGGAAUGGGACCGUGUGCGUAUAGGAGAGGUGGACAAGCUGUGUGCCCCCUACGAGAGCAGCACCUACCUGGCUUCGCUGCCCCCUGCUGUCGCUCCGCGCUUCUCCCGUGUGCUGUGGAGAGUUGUUCUGGUUGUCUGUGCGUGCCUCCCCGCGCUGAACUUUCUCCCGUCGGACUGUCUCGCUCUGAGCUUCCAGGAUAAGAUGCUCGCACUCAGUGGCUUGUCUCUGCCGGGUCCUGGAGACAUUGUGCGCUGGUUUGUGUUCUGCUGGAAAGAAGCGGAAGCGAUCUGCACGUUAUUAACCGAGCUGUGUCAGAACUGUAUCUUGGACCUGAUAAACACAACAUCAGAUUUCAUCAGCUGAUUUUAUAACUUCAUUCAUUAGGUACUUUUUUAAUGUGUGCCAAUCUAAUAACUCCAGCAUUUGGGAAAUUUUAUUUGUGUCUCUGUUUUUGAAUGUGUAACAAGAAUGGUUGGUUUAAACAGUCAGCAUUUGUGUGCUAUUAAAUUGCACGGAUUGUGUCUGUUGGUUUUAAAUGGAGAAAAAAAAGUGUGGAUGAAUCGUGGUUUACUAAUGGGAUAACAUUUCCCAAUCUUAAACUUAAUAAAAUGCCUUGUUGACUGAA